ACAUGUUUCGGCGGUCAAGAUUAUCGAUUAGGCCUAAUGUGGGUACCAUUGGAAGAACAGCUGGUGCACACCAGGAGCUCCCUUUAUCAAAUAAGGACACCGAUAACACCAACAGUCAAGCUGAGUCUCCUGUUUCUGUGACUGACACCAAAUCUGCUCAUGCCCAGAAUGAGUCAACUCCAGGAGAUUCAAAUGACCAAAGUGGAGAUGGUUCGUGUUCAUCUGCAAUUCACAGGAGAAAGAGGUUUUCUGUCAAGCCUAAAGUAGUACCAGGUCGCCCAUCUGCUCUUCCUCGAACUCCCAAGUGUCCAGUCAAACCAGUGCUUCCUCUUGUCAAGAGUCCAGCACCAGUCAUUGACAAAGCAGCAGCUACAAUUGAAACUAACUCUACUACACCUGAUCAAGAAAUAUUGUCCCCAAAGGAAUGCAUAUUGUUCAAGACUGAUACUAUUUCACCAGCUGAAGACUCAAGCAAAGAUGUACACCAGCCCGUUGACACUGGAAAAAUACAGCCAUGCAGCCAAGUGAAAGAAAUAUCUCCCAAAGCUUCAGUCCCUCCAUCUAUACCUGAUAGAGAAACAACUGAAAUAUCAGAGAAAGCCAAAACUCUUGUGUCUAAAACUGAUCUUACAUCAUCUUCACAACAGUUUUCUCUGAGUCAGCUCCUCAAUGAUAAAUCUGAUUUGGUAAGACUGGAAAAGGCACGGAAACUCAGACAAUUGCUAAAAGAAGAGAUGCUGAAAGGGAAAUCAAAAAAGUCCAAGCCACGUGCAAAGGAACAUGGUUUAGAUCCAUCCAAAAUGACUAUGCGAGACCUUAUCCAUUAUCUCCCAACAUCCAAUCCCAUGUCAUCGACCUUAGAAGGCUCUCAACAGGAAAAUGAGGCUGUCACUCCACAAUCACCUGAAAGAGAGUUAUCACCAGACAACAGAGCACAGAAACCAGAAGUUCAACCAGAUCUGCGUAGUCCUGAUCAGGUGGAAACAACAGCAACCACUUCAACUGCAGAAGCGCAGGAGGAUGAUGAGGAGGGGGAAGCUGAGGAUGAAGAUACACUAAUGGUCCCUCAAGUCAAAGUAGCAGAAGAUGGCACGCUUAUUAUUGACGAGGAAAGCCUGACUGUGGAAGUCCAAAGGAUGAAGGGGCCAAAUACAAUUCAGGAUCGAGAUCCUAUUUUUGAACGAGGCUCCACAACAACUUAUUCAAGCUUCAGGAAAGGGACCCACACCAAGCCCUGGUCUACUGAAGAGACUGACAUGUUCUUCUUGGCCAUCAGCAUGGUGGGCACCGAUUUUACGAUGAUCUGUCAGCUAUUUCCUCACAGAGCUCGAUCAGAAAUUAAGAACAAAUUUAAGAAGGAGGAGCGGCAUAAUGCCUGGAGGAUUGACAAAGCUUUUAGGGAGAGGCGUAGACUGGAUUUGGAGUACUUUACGAAAUUGCUGGAGAAGAUUCUUGAAUUUCAGGAAAGUAAAAAGAAACUUAAGUCAGUAUCUCAGAAAAAACAAACUCCUAAAAAACGUAAAAGAAAACCAAAAGGUAAAAAAGCUACUUCCAAUAUGAGUGAUGUGGAGGAGGAAACAGAAGAUGAAAUGUCCAAUGAGGAGCAGGAAGGGGAGAAGGAAAACCUCUGUAAUGAGGAAACGCCAGCCUCCAAGCUCAAAUGCAAAAGAAAAGAUGAAGAUGACCAUUUGUCAGAUCCACAAAAUGACAAAAAGAAAAGUAAAGGGAAAAAGAAAAAUGUGCCAGAUUUUGAAGAAAUUGUUCUUCCAGAAGAUGAAUGUGAAAAGACUGAAAAAAUUGAUUCUGCCAAGAAUACAGAAGCAAAAUCAAGGAAACCAGGAAAAGCACUCAAUCCUAUUGGUCAUCAGGGUCAACCCAGCAUCGGACCCAAGUCUAAAGCUACAGUUUCUGAAGGAGAGGGCACUAGUGAAGAAAUGGUAGAAGUCCAGAUUAAUAAAGAGACCUGUUCAUCACAAAAAUCUACAGAGAGAAUGUCAGACAAUGAUUCUUCAGAUCAAGAGACUACUGUGCUGAUAGCAAGACCAACUAGAUCUGGGAGAAUUUCCAAACCUGUACAAGUCCUAAAUUACCCAGCCA
Messenger RNA from Boleophthalmus pectinirostris (great blue-spotted mudskipper), 2097 nucleotides. Its product is annotated as transcription factor TFIIIB component B'' homolog. The record is from RefSeq and is a predicted model, not a curated record. Gene Ontology annotation, cellular component: transcription factor TFIIIB complex. The transcript has 14 exons. The annotation marks the transcript as partial. NCBI's taxonomy places the organism in Eukaryota, Metazoa, Chordata, Actinopteri, Gobiiformes, Gobiidae. Gene Ontology annotation, biological process: RNA polymerase III preinitiation complex assembly. Gene Ontology annotation, molecular function: TFIIIC-class transcription factor complex binding.